Podarcis raffonei (Aeolian wall lizard) is the source of this 1705-nucleotide messenger RNA. It is a transcript of the gene TMEM144, whose product is annotated as transmembrane protein 144. Bases 290 to 1372 code for a protein of 360 amino acids. Gene Ontology annotation, molecular function: carbohydrate transmembrane transporter activity. The transcript is spliced from 12 exons. Gene Ontology annotation, cellular component: membrane. NCBI's taxonomy places the organism in Eukaryota, Metazoa, Chordata, Lepidosauria, Squamata, Lacertidae. Gene Ontology annotation, biological process: carbohydrate transmembrane transport. The record is from RefSeq and is a predicted model, not a curated record.
CUUGCAAAACGCCUCCCAAAUGAACGAGGAACAUAGUGGGAGGGAAAGUGGGUUGAUCACAUGAGGACAGGGUGGAGCUCCUCGUUCCCACCCCCAGUUUAGCGUUGACCAGGAAGCAGGAUCCGCAAGGGAACCUCUAAGUAAAUUCAGGGGACAGGUUUGCAUUUCUGAUUGAGAGCACUUGAGCAACUUCUCGGCGAAAGAGGCUGAAGGGCAACAGAGCAAAGCUGCCAGAAACUGGAUCCAAAUAGCUCCGUAAAGACUUCUGAGUCUCUCUUGAAGAACAGAGAUGGACAGCUGGCAAGGAACCACCAGCCCUGUCAGCAGCAACGUGACAGAUCUAACAAUUGGUUUCACCUCCUCAGCAAUAGCUGUCAUCUUGUUUGGAACAAACUUUGUACCAGUUAAGAAAUUUGACACUGGCGAUGGAAUGUUCUUCCAGUGGAUUCUCUGUGCCGCUAUCUGGAUAGUUUCUUUGAUUGUUAACCUUAUUCAGAACAGCCCUAGAUUUUGGCCUCUUGCCAUGGUUGGCGGCUUUUUAUGGGCUACAGGUAAUGUAACAGUUGUCCCCAUUGUCAAAACCAUUGGGUUGGGCCUUGGUCUCUUAAUCUGGGCCUCUUUUAACUUGCUAACUGGUUGGGCAAGCUCAAGGUUUGGCUGGUUUGGGAUUGACCCAGAAGAAGUAGCAAAACCAGCUUUAAACUACAUUGGAGCUGGACUUUCAGUAUUAAGUGCCAUCCUAUUUCUUUUCAUAAAAAGUGAUGUUGAGAGCUCUUCACCGUCAUCGGAGAGCACCCCUCUAUUAAGACAUUCAAUCAACAGCUCUGAUCAUAGCACUGAAAACAGGACUGAUGCUUCAUGGGUAGACCAUCUUUCUCCGUUAGGAAAGAGAAUGAUAGGCUGCUCCCUGGCUGUGAUAGCUGGAAUGUUUUAUGGCUCGAGUUUUGUGCCAGUGCUUUACAUCAAGGACCAUGGCAGAAGGAAUGGAACGAAAUAUACCGGAGCAAGUCAGUUUGAUUUAGAUUACGUCUUUGCCCACUUCAGUGGCAUCUUCCUUACAAGUACCAUCUACUUCCUGAUCUAUUGUGCAGUGAUGAAAAAUAGACCUAAGGUUUAUCCUGAAGCCAUCAUCCCAGGAUUUGUUUCUGGUGUAUUGUGGGCGAUCGCCACUUCCUGCUGGUUCCUAGCAAAUCAUUACCUCAGUGCUGUGGUCAGCUUUCCAAUAAUCACAGCGGGUCCUGGCUUUAUAGCUGCAAUGUGGGGAGUCCUGGUAUUUAAAGAAAUAAAGGGGCUGAAAAACUAUCUGUUGCUUCUAAUAGCAUUUUGUGUUAUUUUGGCUGGGUCGCUCUCGACAGCUUUUUCUAAAGUCUGAAGAACCACUGCCUGAACCAGCAGGUGGAGCUGUGGCUUAAGACACGAAAGAGAAGAGAAUAUCUGGCAUUUUCUUGGAUCACUAACAUCAUCACUCUCGCCAGAGAAGCAAGGGGCAAAAGUCCAUAGAGCAAGAACUUUUUGUGGGAAAUGCAAGGCAUUCAUCAUGUUUUCCACAUUUGGGAAGAUAAGGGAAAACCUUUUUAUGUUCUCUCAGCUGGAUGAUUAUGGGCUGAAAUCCAGGUCAGAGGUUUUAAUGAUCCCAUUAUGUUUUGUAUUAUGGCUUGUUGUUUAUUGGGGUGAGGGUAACGUAUAAAAGGAAGAGUUCAGUGAA